Dendronephthya gigantea is the source of this 1739-nucleotide messenger RNA. Its product is annotated as GDP-fucose protein O-fucosyltransferase 1-like. The record is from RefSeq and is a predicted model, not a curated record. Gene Ontology annotation, molecular function: peptide-O-fucosyltransferase activity. NCBI's taxonomy places the organism in Eukaryota, Metazoa, Cnidaria, Anthozoa, Malacalcyonacea, Nephtheidae. The coding region runs from base 38 to 1246 and encodes 402 amino acids. Gene Ontology annotation, biological process: protein O-linked glycosylation via fucose; Notch signaling pathway. The transcript is spliced from 7 exons.
GUAGCGUCUUCGAUACGCUCGCUCAUCUUUCAUCAAAAUGAACCUUUUAGCAAAUGCAAUUUCAUUGGCUAUUUGCCUCACAUAUUUUAUUUGUAGGGGAGAGAAACAAGAGGAACCCGUUGAUCCUAUUGAAACAAAAAAUAAAUGGGAUAAAAAUGGCUUUAUACUUUACUGUCCGUGUAUGGGUCGUUUUGGGAAUCAAGCUGAUCAAUUUUUGGGUGCCUUAGCUUUUGCCAAAGGUCUUAACCGAACACUUGUGCUCCCACCAUGGAUAACAUACCAAUAUGCAGUGCCUGGAUCUCAAAGAAUCCCAUUCGAUAAAUGGUUCAAAGUUGAACCACUUAAAGCUUAUCAUCGUGUUAUUACAAUGGAGAAAUUUAUGGCAAACAUUGCCCCAUCAAUUUGGCCUAAAGGAACACGGAUAGGUUUCUGCUACAUGUUUAGAGGAAAUGACAAAACAUGUAAAAUGAAAGAGGGGAAUCCAUUUGGUCCAUUUUGGGAUCAUUUUGAAGUGGAUUUUGAUAGUUAUGUUGAACAUAAAGGUCUACUCUAUAACACAGACUUUGUACCUGUUAUGAAUGAUUGGAACUCCAGAUUCCCAAGCUCAAAAUAUCCCGUCAUUGCAUUGAUGGGAGCACCAGGAGAUUUUCCUGUUGUGGAAAGGAACAGAAGACUGCAAAAAUAUUUACAGUGGUCAGAUGAAAUUGACAAGAUAUCUAAUGAAUUUAUCAAGAAUCAUCUUCCUGAAGGACCUUUUAUUGGCAUUCACUUAAGAACAGGUUCAGACUGGAAAAGUGCCUGCAAUCACAUAGGAAAAGAUUUACACCAAUUGUUUUCAUCACCUCAAUGUACUGGCUACAAUAAUGAAUACCAAUUGAGUAAAGAUAUGUGCUGGCCUUCCAAGGAAGAAAUUGCAAAGAAAACAAGAGCGAUUGUAAAACAAUACAAGGCAAAUUCUGUGUUUAUUGCCACUGAUAAUGAUCCAUAUACAUCAAUCAUUCAAAAAGAGCUUGAGACAUUAAAAAACACAGUGACUAUUCAUCAAAGGAGUGACCCAUACAGCCAAGAGGCACCUAUAAUAGAUCUGGCUAUUUUAGAAAAGUCUAAAGUUUUUAUUGGGAACUGUGUUUCCUCAUUUUCAGCCUUUGUCAAGAGAACUCGAGAUGUAAAGGGGAGACCAUCUGUUUUCUGGAGCUUUGACACCAAGAAGUCUCCAAAAACAAACUCUCCUAAGGAUGAAUUAUAACAUUUCUAUAUGCAAAAACCUUGUUGCACUUUCUCUCUGUUGUUGUCACUACAUUUUCCUAGUUAAAUUGUAGUUAACUCAGGUCCUGAUUCAAUAUCAGAGGAUGAUGUGCCUGAAUUAUAUAUCAGUCUUUAAUAAUAGGUAUUUAUUUUAGGAGGGAUACAUGCUUAGGGCCACAACUAUAAAACACUGAUAAGCAUUUGUUGAGCAUAAAAGAUUGAUUAUUUUUCCCCUGGUGAUUGAAACAAAGUGGUUUCAUAACAUAACAAUGUUUAGGCCAGCUAGUUACUGCAUUGUAUCUUUAUUCUGCAGGUUUAAUGAAGCGAAAGCAGUUACUACUGUACUUUAUUCUAUAAGUAAAUAAACGCUAAACCUAAGUAUAAUGCCUAUUUAUUUUCUAUUACCAUAGGAUAAAGGCUUAAGACCUCUUCUGUUGACUAUCAUUAAUAAUUUAUCACUGUACAAUUUAUGACUGUAUAUUUAUUAUUCUUGU